Molecule: messenger RNA, 1095 nt
Organism: Emiliania huxleyi CCMP1516
Lineage: Eukaryota; Haptophyta; Isochrysidales; Noelaerhabdaceae
Exons: 4
Coding region: 1-1095 (364 amino acids)
Source: RefSeq, a predicted model, not a curated record
AUGGCUGGCAAUUUCUGGCUCGUGUACCACGACCUUCUCGAAAGCGACGAAGAGGUCGCCUUGGACUGGUGGACGGAUAUAGCGGACAUUCGGUUUGACAAAAUGGCUUUGGCUCAGCACGAUGCCGGCCUAUUUACGCACUACUUCCUCCCGACCGGCACCGUCGGCCCGAUCCUCUCCCUCUACGAGACCGCCGAGCCGCUCACGCGCGACGAGUUUGAGCGGAGGCGCGCGCUGGGCCGCUGGCUGAGUAUGGCUAUGUUGAGAGUGCUCGCGCGGCACCCCUCCUUUGCGCGGCAGGCCAUCCUCCUCCGCGUCGACGCCCGCAAGGACCUCAACCGCCACGCGGUCGCACGCAAGGCGGCGGAGCUGCAGGACGGCGACGCUCCGCCGCCGCCGCUGGCCGCCGAGACGACGGGCUCGUACUUUCUAGUGCGGCACGUGCCACUCGCCGAGGGCGCCGCCGAGGCGCUCUGUGACCGCGUGCGCAACGCCGGCCGCCUCACCUCGCCGCACCCGGCGCAGCUGCACAACCAUCUGCUGCUGCCCGCCGGCGGAGAGGGUGGCGUGUCGGUCUUCACGCUGUGGGAGACGAAGGCCCCGAUGGAGGCCGAAGUCUUCCAGGCCUUCAUCGACUCGCCAAACAGCCCCGCGUCGGUUGAGCUCUUCGACAGCACCACGCACGCGGUGGCGGCCGGCACGGGCUUGCUCCCCGCCGCCGCCUUCCCGCAGACGCUGAGCUUCGCGCAAAAGCUGCAGUUCCCCUUCAUGGACGACUCCAUGGGCGCCGUCCGCUCCGUCGGCGACAUGGUCCGCUCGAUGGGCGAGCUGCUGGACGAAGAGUCGCCGGCCGAGCAGGUGCUGUAUGGCACUUGGAGCCAGGAGGCGGUGGCGUCGGAGCAGGUGCCGUAUACGAGGCCGCGGGAGGCCGGGGCUUCGCCCGCCACCGCGACGCGCGAGGCGAUCGAGGAGAAGCUCAGGGCGCCGUUCGCCGUGCGUGCGCCCUUCCGCUCGCAAAAGGAGGCGCGGAAGCAGCUGCUCGAGCAGCAGGCCGGCCAGAUCAAGGACGCGCUCGACGAUGCGCGCAAGAAGUAG